UCUUCAAAUUAAUGCAGUCUUGGUGAGCAGAAGAGAUUUCUUUCACAAACUUUAAGAUCUUAAUUAUUUAAUCAGUAGAGAAUGAACUGUGUGAGGUGUGCCGUGUUUCUCUCAGGAUCUCAGCAGCGCGUGUCGUGCAGUCGUGACGUGUCGGAGGGCGUGAUCGGACGAGGAGUGUUCGGUUCGGCUGUGCUGCCCAGUCGUCUCAGUGUGGCGUCUUCUCCUGAGCAGUGCGACCCGGCCGGUAAAACACACGCCUUCACCAGCGCCCUCCUCGAGUCUGACGCCAGUCCUGACCCGGAGGAGUUGCCGGUCACUCAGGAGAGAGUCAGACUCUCCAGGAUCACGAGCGACAAAAUGCAUCAGCGGCGUCUGGAGCAGCAGGACACGCCCCCCGCUCCGGACCCAGUGAGACGCUGCGUGCUCAUCGAUGAUGUGAGAGACGCGAGUCUGAACGGAUGCGGGUCGCUCUCUGAUGAAUCUCCCUCCAGCCCGACCGGACCGCAGGAUCCAGUGAAGUGUCUAAGCCCCGCCCACCAGCCCGCCCCCCCGCCCAGCCUGCCCAAUAGGAACGCAGCACCACGGCUGAGACGAGUGUCUAGUGUGAACCGGAUCAGACCCCCUGCGAGACACAGCUCCGAUGAGCUGAUCUCUGGGAGUCUGAAGAAAGAGGGUCAGGAUCAGGCGUAGGUGCGUAGCUUCU
Messenger RNA from Cyprinus carpio (common carp), 703 nucleotides. RefSeq lists its product as uncharacterized. Gene Ontology annotation, biological process: microtubule cytoskeleton organization. Lineage: Eukaryota; Metazoa; Chordata; Actinopteri; Cypriniformes; Cyprinidae. The record is from RefSeq and is a predicted model, not a curated record. Gene Ontology annotation, molecular function: microtubule binding. Gene Ontology annotation, cellular component: cytoplasmic microtubule; cilium. The transcript has 5 exons. Bases 82 to 690 code for a protein of 202 amino acids.